Lotus japonicus is the source of this 1212-nucleotide messenger RNA. RefSeq lists its product as uncharacterized. The transcript has a single exon. Lineage: Eukaryota; Viridiplantae; Streptophyta; Magnoliopsida; Fabales; Fabaceae. Bases 1 to 1212 code for a protein of 403 amino acids. The record is from RefSeq and is a predicted model, not a curated record.
AUGCAAAAUGAGUGUUUACAGGAGCAGUUGAGGUACUAUCACCUUCGGCAGUGGAAUCAAGAGGACGAAGAAGCUGCGCCUGCCGUCGGAACCAAGCCUUUCUCGGCAGCAGUACGAGAAGUGACUGUACCAGAUGGCAUGGUGAGCCUCGCGUUGGAGGCAUACGACGGGCAAACCGAUCCAAAGAAUCAUCUGUCUCGUUUUUCCGUGAAAAUGGCGAACUACGUGGUCUCCGACGCUGUCAAAUACAGGAUGCUUCCAUUAACGUUUCGAGGCGCGGCAAAGGAAUGGUUCACGAAUCUGCCUCCGGGAUCCAUAGCUAAGUUCCGCGAUUUCUCAUCGAAAUUCCUUGAUCAUUUCUCUGCGAGAACGAUCGAGGAUCUAUUUGGUAUUCGGCAGGAGGAACGUGAAACCUUGAAACAAUAUGUGAAACGAUACAGUGCCAUAUCCGCGAGGUUCGAGGAAUUGCAGCCACGCGCGUGCGUGUUUGCUUUCAAGGGCGGUCUAUCGCGGAGAGAAUUUUAUUGCGAGCUGAGUAGGGAGUUGCCAUGCUCAAUGACGGAAGUUCGCGCCCGAGCACAGGACUACAUCUUAAAAGAGGAAAUUGAAGCACACAAGAGAAAGGGCGAGCGAGCGGCAAAGGUAUCGCUGGCAAGGAAAAAGGUACAGGACAAGGAAGCGAGUCGCGAGCAGGGGUUCAAAGAAGCUGGCCGAUUCAUAAAGAAGAAUAAAGGAAAACUACCCCGCCCGAGAAUGGGGGAUAGGAAACACUGGUGCUCGCGCCGAGAAGCAAAGGCAAGCCAGCGAAGGAGGUCGCAGGGAUGCUCAAACAAGGAGCUAGCAAAGUUACUUCUCGAGGCAGAAAUUGAGGACAUGGACAGAGUCGGCAAGCGCAGAAAGGACCCCAGAAGCGAGGCGAGGAUUCCGUUGAGGUGGUGUGAGUACCACAACUUAGAAGGCCAUAACACCAUCGACUGUUUCAUGCUGAAGGGUCAAAUCAGGCGGUUGAUCGGGGCGAAACGGCCGCAAGCGGCGAAGGGAAAGAAAUUUGAAGAAGUUGACAGCGGCGAGGGCGGAGAAACGGUUGAAGCAAGAACACAAUCGCUGGAGGUUUUGAGGUUUGCGGCGACGUAUCGAUGGCGGGCCGGGGAACAGUCGGGGCGACAGCAUCGGUACAGGUGUAUCCAGGUUCAUUUGGGUGCCCAUAUCUAG